Messenger RNA from Fukomys damarensis (Damara mole-rat), 1917 nucleotides. Its product is annotated as liver carboxylesterase 1. Gene Ontology annotation, biological process: lipid catabolic process. The record is from RefSeq and is a predicted model, not a curated record. The transcript has 13 exons. NCBI's taxonomy places the organism in Eukaryota, Metazoa, Chordata, Mammalia, Rodentia, Bathyergidae. The coding region runs from base 65 to 1702 and encodes 545 amino acids. Gene Ontology annotation, molecular function: carboxylic ester hydrolase activity. Gene Ontology annotation, cellular component: endoplasmic reticulum; lipid droplet.
GCCAUGCAUUUUUCUCUGAGCAGCACAGAGACCUCACUGGCACAGGAGCUGCUGUCUUCCCAUAAUGUGGCUUCUUUAUUCAGUGAUAUUGGCUUCUUUUGUUGCUUCUACAGCCUGUGCAGAACACCCACCUUUGUCACCUGUGGUGGACACUGUGCAUGGAAAAGUCCUUGGAAAGUAUGUCAGCCUGGAAGGAGUUGCACAGACUGUGGCCAUUUUCCUGGGAGUCCCUUUUGCCAAACCCCCUCUCGGAUCCCUGAGGUUUGCUCCUCCACAGCCUGCGGAACCAUGGGAUGAUGUGAAGAACACCACCUCUUACCCUCCCAUGUGCUCCCAAGAUGCAGAGCAGGGAAAGCAGAUGUCAGAGCUAUUUAGCAACAGAAAGGAGAAAAUUCCUCUGACAUUUUCUGAAGAUUGUCUUUACCUAAACAUUUAUACUCCUGCUGACUUGAAGAAGAACAGCAGCCUGCCUGUGAUGGUGUGGAUCCAUGGAGGUGGUCUGUGGAUGGGCGGGGCUUCCACCUAUGAUGGACUGGCCCUCACUGCCCUUGAGAAUGUGGUGGUAGUGACCAUUCAGUAUCGCCUGGGCAUUUGGGGAUUCUUCAGCACAGGGGAUGAACACAGCCAGGGAAACUGGGGUCUCUUGGACCAGGUGGCUGCAUUGCGCUGGGUCCAGGACAACAUUGCCAACUUUGGAGGCAACCCAGACUCUGUGACUAUCUUUGGAGCGUCAGCAGGAGGUUCAAGUGUCUCUUUUCUUGUGUUAUCUCCACUGGCCAAGAACCUCUUUCACAGGGCCAUUUCUGAGAGCGGUGUGGCUGCUACUUUUCAAAUAGUUACGAAGGGUGUCAAACCCAUGGCUGAGAAAAUGGCUGCUACUGCUGGGUGUGAGACCACCACAUCAGCUGCCAUGGUUCACUGCCUGCGCCAGAAGACAGAAAAUGAGCUCUUGGAGACCCAGAAAAUAGUCUUUUCUGUUGUGACCCUUGUGAUUGAUGGAGUGAUGCUGUCCAGGGCACCAGAAGAGAUUCAGGCUGCAAAGAAUUUCAGCACUGUCCCUUACAUUGUGGGAAUCAACAAGCAAGAAUUUGGCUGGUUUCUUCCAUUGAUUUUGCGUGAUUCCUUAUCUGAAGACAUAUUGGACCAGAAGACAGGCACAUUUGAAAAGAAUGCCAGAAGCUAUUUUAACAUGUCUGAUAAUUCAAUUCACGUGGCCAUUGAGAAGUAUUUAGGAGCAACAAAUGACUCUGUCAAAAAGCUGGAACUCUUCAAGGACUUACUCACAGAUGUAUUUUUUGCUGUCCCAUCUGUGAAUGUUGCCCGUGGACACAGAGAUGCUGGGGCCCCCACCUACAUGUACGAGUUCCAGUAUCGCCCAAGCUUCUCAUCACCUUUGAAACCUAGCAGUGUGGUAGGAGACCACGGGGAUGAGAUUUUCUCAGUAUUUGGUACACCAUUUUUGAAAGAGGGGGCCUCAGAAGAGGAGCUCAAUCUCAGCAAGAUGGUGAUGAAAUUCUGGGCCAACUUUGCUCGGAAUGGGAACCCCAAUGGGGAAGGGCUUCCCCACUGGCCAAACUAUGACCAGAAAGAAGGGUACCUGCAGAUUGGCAUCACCACCCAGGCUGCCCAGGGCCUGAAAGCUGAGGAAGUGGCUUUCUGGACUGAGCUCUGGGCUAAGGAUGCAGUGGCGAAGCCAUCCUAGAGAGCACCCAUGAGUGGUGAAUGAGAGAACCAGCUAACCUCGGGAGCCUGGAGCAGCCAACAUAGACAUAUUCUACAGAGGGGGGCUUUUCUGUCACGGAAACUUUGUCUUGUGGACAGUGGAGAAUUGUGUGGUGGGGAUGUGCAAAGGCCAAGGAGGGGAAAGCUUGUUCUUCUGGUGUCAGGAGAAUAAAUGUUUAUUUGGUGAACACAUCA